This is a messenger RNA of Penicillium subrubescens, 573 nucleotides long. RefSeq lists its product as uncharacterized. The record is from RefSeq and is a predicted model, not a curated record. NCBI's taxonomy places the organism in Eukaryota, Fungi, Ascomycota, Eurotiomycetes, Eurotiales, Aspergillaceae. The transcript is spliced from 3 exons. Gene Ontology annotation, biological process: protein peptidyl-prolyl isomerization; protein folding. Bases 1 to 573 code for a protein of 190 amino acids. Gene Ontology annotation, cellular component: catalytic step 2 spliceosome. Gene Ontology annotation, molecular function: peptidyl-prolyl cis-trans isomerase activity.
AUGUCUGUCACUCUCCAUACCACCCAAGGCGACCUCAAGGUCGAGCUAUUCUGCGAAGCAGUCCCCCAAACAGCCGAGAACUUUAUCGCCCUCUGCGCAAGCGGGGCAUACAAUGAAACCCCCUUCCACCGCCUCAUCCCCGGCUUCAUGAUCCAAGGCGGCGACAUCUCCCUCGGCCCAGCCGCGCAACAGUCAACCACCACCAAACCCAUGCUCUCCCAUGAGAUCCCCAAAGGCGGCACAUCCAUAUACCACCCCUCAGCGCUGAACCAAGAAAUCCACAUCCCUGCACUGCGACACAAUGCGCGCGGUAUCUUGUCCAUGGCCUCUCGCCCGGUUAAGGAUAAGACGGCGCCGGGUUCGCAAAACGCAACUGGCGCUACUAUUAACGGGAGCCAAUUCUUUAUUACCUUUGCGCCGGCGCCGCAUCUUGACGGGGCGAGUACUGUUUUUGGAAAGGCGAAUGCAAAGGUUGAUAAGAAGGGCAAGGUGUCUCAGCCUAAGGAGGGAGAUGACUUUGAGCCUCUUAAGAUCAAGCGUGUUACGAUUCAUGCGAACCCGUUCGCUACGUGA